Messenger RNA from Empidonax traillii (willow flycatcher), 8096 nucleotides. It is a transcript of the gene TET1, whose product is annotated as tet methylcytosine dioxygenase 1. Bases 254 to 7006 code for a protein of 2250 amino acids. Gene Ontology annotation, biological process: oxidative demethylation; positive regulation of transcription by RNA polymerase II. Lineage: Eukaryota; Metazoa; Chordata; Aves; Passeriformes; Tyrannidae. The record is from RefSeq and is a predicted model, not a curated record. Gene Ontology annotation, molecular function: zinc ion binding; DNA binding; DNA 5-methylcytosine dioxygenase activity. The transcript has 12 exons. Gene Ontology annotation, cellular component: nucleus.
GAGGGAGGCUUGGCAGCUCUUCCUCCUCUGCCAGCAUCUUCCCCACUCUCCUGCGUGUGCUUACUCCGCGCGUGGGAUGGCCGGGCCCUGAGGGAUGCCGGUGUUUGAGGGUCCUCCUGGGUGGCACAUAGUUGGUGCUGUAUCAGCACAGAGAGCAGCAAUGGGAGAGUGCAGUUUUCUGUUGAAAAGGUCUCUCAAGAGCUCAUGAUUCUUCUUCCGUUUCUCCCCUUAACAUUCCUACUGCUCCCCAGACAUGGCUCACCACGCGAGGCCUUCCAGAUCAGUCAAAAAAGAAGAGCUGGGCAAAAGGAAAACUAAUCAGGGCAAAAAGAAAUCUAGCCAAGUGAGAAAGAAAACCUCAAAGACUUCCACGAAAGCUGUCAGUUCUGGAAAAGGCAAAAAGCCGGCGCAAGAAAAAGAUGUUAAGAAAAAACAGCAAGAAAAUAAACCAAUCAUGAGCUCUUCAGGUAGACUUCUCAGGAGCAGUGUAACCAGAACCUUGUCUGGAGCGUCUUGGGUGAGUUUGGAGAAAGCUGACAAUAUCCUCUUUGACAGCCAGGAUUCUUUCGACAUCAAUGGCUUUACAAUGUCCCUCCGUAACCGACCCUUCUCCCAUAGAUUGUCCCAAACUCCAGUGAUCGCAAAACCCAAGAAAUCUGCAGUCCAGAAAGGGCUGGAAACAAAGGAAAACCAUGAGCAAGGAGACCUGGCAGGAGUAGAAGAGAAAAACAAUGAAACAUGCGAAGUGGUUUUGAAAGAAGAUUUAGCACAAGAUGAGUUGGCUGCUCUGCCAGUAGAAGGUUCUCCCUGGAGUGCAGGUGACGGGCCUGCUGUCCCGUGUGCCAGUCAGGACAAGGAGGUAGAAAUACCCGAAACAAAUGACUCUGCUCCAGACGGUUGGGUAACUGAUGGUACGGAAGCAUCAGGGGUGAUACCUAGGCUUGAAGGCCUGCCCUGUGAGCAGAUACCCAGUGCUCUUGACAUGGGUAGUUUGGCUGAAGCAUUUGUUGAUGGUACUGUGUUUGUGCUUCCAACUUUUCCUUCCGACUCCAUAAUCACCUCUGAACCUGAGGUGUGUGGGUUGACUCCCUUCGAUGUGGUGCCCAGCAGUGAAGAGCCUGACCCCAGCUCUGCUGAUACCUCAGACCUCAGCUCAGCAGUACUGGCACAAGAGUCAGUCACUCUUGCCACAUGCCACAUUGAAGCACAGUUGAACCUGGUGCUACCUAGUGAAGAACAAGGCUCCAAUUCUGCAGCUAUAGUUACCUCGGAGUUUAACUCACAAGAUUUACUAGAAGAUGCAAGGUCGCUUGCAGAGUCCUGCUUGAAGGCAGGCUGGGGUUUAGAAUCUGAGAAUAAAGACAUUGGUUCAAAUUCCAGCUCUGUAGCUGCCACUGAAUCAAAUUUGCUUUUACAUUUUGGAGGUGGAAGCUCACUUGCGGAAUCCCCCAUGAGACUGGUUGUGGAUUUUGUACCUAUUCCCAAAGAAUUUGACCCAAAUUCACAUUUGAGCUGUACAAGAGAAAAGUCAGAGUUUGACACAAAAAACGUAUUUACAAUAUGUGAAUCAGUCUCCAACACCUCUUUAAACAAUAUUGAAGUGGAGGACAUAGAACAGCUUGUUAAAUGUAUUGAUGCAGAGACAUUAAUUUUGAAUUCAUGUUAUGUCCCCACUUUAUCUUCAGAUUUAGAAAAAAGCACGGUCAAUAAAAUACCUGGUGAAAGCUCCGGACAGUUCUGUGAAGGUUUUGUUUCGGAGUUGCCUUCAAGGCUGGAAAUCUCUGCUCUUGCCUCAGAAAAAGCCAUAAAUGCAGAUUUGCCAGCUGACUCAAGACUGCAGCAUAAUGAUUAUUCAUCACAGCUGGGAAGUGUUGGAGUAAGCCUGAAUCUGGUUCAGGACAACGUGAGCAACAGCACUGAAGCAGUUGAGGCCUCGGGGCCAUCCUCUCUUAAAAAUCCAGCUGGUGGUUGCCCUGUUCCAUAUUCAUCUCUGCUGCCUAUGCUGGAGAAGAAGAAGCGAAGGCGCUGUGGAGUGUGCGAGCCGUGCCUGCGCAAGACCAACUGUGAGGAGUGCAGCUGCUGCAGGAAGCGCAAAACCAGCCACCGGAUAUGUAAGAAGAGAAAAUGUGAAGAACUGAAAAAGCCGCCGCCGCCGCCGGUCGCGCUGCCUUUCGAGGUUCUAACAGAAAACAAAAGGCCUCAGAGGAGGAAGCAAAGAGUUUUAAAGGCAAAUUUAGAAAACAAACCAGUAAAUGGCCGCAGACCAGAACUCAUGGAAUGCAGUAUAUGUGGUCAUGGUGAAAAAUACAGGGUGAAAAGCAACCAAGCAGUGCCCAUUGAAAAUGUGCAGUGCAAGGAGAAGGAAAGAAUGACUGGCCUGGAAGCUGAGAAGUGGGCACAUCAUGAGAAGCCAUCCUUUGGUGUCCACGUCAACGGCGACGUCCACGGAGCUGUGCCGGGCACCGAGCACUUGAAACAUGCUGGAGACAGUGACAGAGCAGUCUCUCCCAGUCAGUUAGCUGAGCCAAAAAAAUCCUUUGCACAGACCAUCAGAAAUGGCAUCAAACCCCUGCAUUAUUCACCACCAGAAGCCGUUGCUUCACUGAAAAAAGUGUCUGUAGAGGAAAGGACAGACUUGACGAGCAACUCCCACCUGCAAUGGAUGAAAGGUACCAAUGUGAAUAACACAGUAAACGCUCUGGCGACUGGCGUUGGCUGUGCUCACCCACCAACCCAAGGAAAUGUUUUAAUGAAGGAGGAAAACUGCAUGUGCAGCAUCUCUGAGGAUUUUGAUAAGUCUGUUUUGCAGGCAGGUUCCAUCUCGGGUCUGCAGGAAAGCUUGUGUUGUCCUCCCCUUCCUGAAGGGGAACUGCAGGCAGGGAAGGAUGGCUUUGAAGUACCUAAGGUGGAGAUACAGCCUGAGAAUCCUACACUCCAGCCAACUUUCCUGUCCCUGAUUAAAACCAGAAAUUUAACUGUGGAGCAGGUUGUAGCUAUUGAAGCUUUAACACAGUUAUCUGAAGUCCCUUUAGAAACAAUUUCGCCAGCGAAAACUGAAAGAACUGAAUGUACGGAAGAAACAACUUACAACUUGCUCCAUGGUUUUCAGAGGGACAUCUCGUCCUCCUUCACAUCCUCUGCACUAAAAGAGAUCGAAGACACUCACUUACAGAAUGAGCAGCAGCUCCUGGCUCACUGCGCUCACCCGCAGAAGCAGCUCCCGAAUAAGGCAGUGUUAUACAAUGGCCAAAGCUCAGUCCCGGAACUGCAGGAUAAACCUGCCCAUCUGGCUGGGGAGAUGUGUAAGUUACAGUUGUCUUCAAGAGAUACCAAACCUUUAUCUGACUUAACAUCUAAUGCCACAUCACUUGCAGGCUAUACCACCGAGAAAAAUUAUUCUCAUGAUGCAGUUGCCCUUGGACAGUGCUGCAACGCUUCAUGUAAUGUCCAGCAAACAGGGAACAACUUGGAAACUCUGGGCCAGUUAGAGCAAAAGCCACCCUCUAACGAUUUGAACUUGGAAACUGGCACUUUGAUUAAGGAAGGAGGGAUUCACAGCCAGGAUGAAGAAGAUGUGGCUGCACAACUAACUCAGCUUGCAGCAUUGAUUGAAUCAAACCAGGCCAAUCCAGAGCAGAAGAAUGACAUAAAGGCAUCACUAAUUAAUCUAAUAUCACAUGAGAGGCAGCCAAAACAUAAUCAAGAUGUGUUGCAGAAAAAAGAACCCGUAUUUUUUAGGCAUAAUUAUAGUUCCUUGCUGAUAAAACAAAAACAAGCAACAAAUAAGAAAGGCGGUGCCGUGCCAUGGAAACCAAGACACAAAAAGAAGCCUCCAGAAGUACGCUAUCAACAGGCUAAUCAGAACCAGCUAGAGCUGUUGUCAUGCCAGCACAGCGAGUUGCAGGACAUUUGGAUAUCAUCAAAACUGCACAAGCUUGGUCAAACCGUGCCCCAGGACUCCAGAAUAGCUCUGCCUGAAAAAAAAUCUCCACGAACCAAAGUACAGAGAGCACAGAGUCAAAAUACUUCAUCAUCACAAGAAAAAACUAGAUUAUUUCUCCCCCAAACGCAGAUAAAAUUCCACAGAUGUUUACCUGAGGCAGCACAAGAGAAAAAAAAAGACAGGUUGUUUGGCUGUGAAGUGGUGAAUGAGCAAAUGAAAACUGCAGGCUCCCGGGACCCACUGGGCACUGACACACUGAAAAAUGAAAUAUUUGCACGUGGCCAGCACAGUGACCUGUCCUCCCGAAAUCCUCUGGCUGUUUCACAGCUGAAAACAGCAUCCUUGUUGAACAGACCAACUGAAAACCUACAGAUGUUUACAGAACAAUGCAAUUCUCAGGUACAGCAAACAGCAGCUGGCAGUCAGGCACACCCUUUGCCUCCAGCCCUUACCCAGCCGGACCUGAGAGCCAACGACAAGAGCGGUGAGAGCGCAGCCUGUGUCCAGCAGGGCACACAGGCAGAGCCCAGGGUGCAGGCGCUGCCUGUUCCCUGUGGAGGGGCCCAGGUCCCAGCCUGUGCCGAGGCUCUCAGGAACGUGGAGUGUGUGGGCGAGGUGACCGUCCUGACGUCAUCCAGUUUGGGUGCUGACCACGCACAGAGCACGGGCGACUCAGGGUGUUCCCCAGCAAAAAACACGCUCAGCAGUUUCCUUGAAUCACCUAUGAAGUUCCUUGAUACCCCCACAAAAAAUUUAAUAGAUACACCUACAAAAAAAGGACAGUCUGAGUUGCCAACUUGUGACUGUGUUGAACAAAUUAUAGAGAAGGAUGAAGGCCCCUAUUACACACACCUCGGGACAGGACCCAGCGUUGCUGCUGUGAGAGAAAUCAUGGAGAACAGGUAUGGAGCAAAAGGAAGCGCUGUAAGAAUAGAGGUGGUGGUUUAUACGGGAAAGGAAGGAAAAAGCUCUCAGGGGUGUCCGAUUGCCAAGUGGGUGAUCCGCAGGAGCAGCGACGAGGAGAAGCUGCUGUGCCUGGUGCGGCAGCGGGCGGGACACCACUGCCAGACAGCUGUGAUCGUGAUCCUGAUCCUGGCCUGGGAGGGCAUCCCCCACCUGCUGGCGGACACGCUGUACAAGGAGCUGACGCAGAGCCUGCGCAAGUACGGCUGCCCCACCAGCCGCCGGUGCGCGCUCAACGAGGAUCGUACUUGUGCAUGUCAAGGACUUGACCCAGAAACUUGUGGAGCAUCAUUCUCAUUUGGCUGUUCAUGGAGUAUGUAUUUCAAUGGCUGUAAGUUUGCCAGGAGCAAAAAUCCCAGGAAGUUUAGGCUUCUCACUGAUGACCCUAAGCAAGAGGAACUUCUGGAAAAUAAUCUGCAAACGUUGGCUACUGAUGUGGCUCCGGUGUAUAAGAAGCUCGCUCCGGAAGCCUUCCAGAACCAGGUGGAGAACGAGCACAUGGGCCCCGACUGCCGGCUGGGCUGCCAGGCGGGCCGGCCCUUCUCCGGGGUCACGGCCUGCAUCGACUUCUGCGCCCACGCGCACAAGGACACCCACAACAUGCACAACGGCAGCACCGUGGUCUGUACCCUGACGAAGGAAGACAACCGGAGCGUGGGGGUGAUCCCGAGUGACGAACAGCUCCACGUGCUGCCUCUGUACAAAAUCUCACAGACAGAUGAAUUCGGCACUGAAGAGGGCCUGGAAGCCAAGAUCAAAGCCGGGGCCAUCCAGGUGCUCACAGCAUUCCCCAGGGAGGUGCGGAUGUUGGCUGAGCCUCUCAGAGCCACCAAGAAAAAGAAACCAGACACAAGGAGGACCCCGAGUGAAAAGCAGCCAUUGAUAGAUAAAAAAUAUUCAACACCGGUAAAGCUGAAAACCGAAGCCCCAGAAAAUCUGGGCAACACUUUGCAUUGUUUAGGGAACAAAACAGAUGCUUUAAAACCUGGAAUAAAAAUGGAGACUUCCAAUCACCUGUAUGCCAUGAAACAUACUCCAAACACUACUAAAAAUUGCUCCUUGCUAAAGCAGUGCCCAGCUUCCUCCCCCUUCAAGGUGGAUAGUUUACAUCCUUGUCCAUCUCUAGCACAUAAGCCUGGCCUGACAGCAGUGACUAACAUUCAGCAAGAUUUUUCAGUUCCCUACGGGUAUUUUGAAUGCAGUACCAAGCAACCUCACGUCACCCCUUACGUCAAUUGCAAGAGCUUCGAUGUGUCUGUCAAGGAUUAUACUGGAAUUCUGCUGGACGAGAAGGUGAAUGGGGUGCCACCGGUGCUUCCCGAGGUCACUGCUCCAGGCCCUCCAGCUCACACGGACCCCCUGCUCACUAUACUUGAACAUCAGCCCGACAAACAGAACUGUCAGCUCCAGCUGGACAGCUCUUCCUCACAGAUGGUCAGCUCCUGUGACCCGUCAGUACCGCUAAGCUCUCUGGCCACGGAUGCCGUCAGAAACGGAGCCGACUGUUCCCACGGAUGCCCGGUGGAAAAGGGCAGCUCCCAUCGAGGACAGAUGUGUGACUUGGACUGUGCUGAUGAAAAGCAAAGCAGUGCACUGGGACACCCGGCUGAUUCUGAAGAAAAGGCUGAGGAGUUGUGGUCAGACAGCGAGCACAAUUUCUUGGACGAUGACAUUGGUGGGGUUGCUGUGGCACCUUCUCACGGUUCUAUCCUAAUUGAAUGUGCCAGACGGGAACUCCACGCCACCACACCGAUCAAAAAACCCAACCGGAAUCACCCCACGAGAAUUUCUUUAGUUUUCUACCAACACAAAAAUUUAAACGAGCCAAAACACGGUUUAGCCAUGUGGGAAGCAAAGAUGGCUGAGAGGGCGAAAGAGAAAGAAAAAGAAGCGGAACGACUGGGAACGGAGAACUCGGAACUGAGCUCCGGCAACAGAAAAGCAAAGCAACCAAGUGAAAACAGAGACCUUUUUUACGAAGACAAUGAGUUCAACCAAAUUCCCUCCCGCCGAGCGCUGACAGUGACCAAGGACAACGUGAUCACGGUGUCCUCGUACGCCCUGACGCGCGUGGCAGGGCCCUACAACCACUGGGCGUAGGUGGCGGGGCCCCUCCUGCGCAGGGUCACACGGGGCUUCUCCAAGGUGCUGUUCAAGAACAAGUCUCCUGUCGUUUACUAUUUGCUCAUCUCAACCAUUUUAAGGCUGAGGUAGAAAAAAAAAAGGGGGGGAUUUCUUCUUAAACUGUGACUUUAAGAUUUGGUGGUGCUCAAGCACAUUUUAAGCAAAAAAAAAAAAAAAAAGAAAAGCUGUAUAGUUUUAAUACAUUCUAAAAAAGAUUUUGUUUAGGUUAUUAACCUUGAUUGAAUCAUUCAGUUUAUUACCUUUAGGAAUUUAUAUUUUGGUGCUUUAAAUAAAGUCUGUUUACUACAAAAAUCAUUUAUAGGGAUUUUAACAGGUUCACAUUUUAUGGUGUUAAAUCAAGUUAUACAGUUAUAGCUCUACACAGCUCUUGGUGCUUAACCACAUCAAACAGUUAAAAAUAAAUAAGCUGAAUUAUUACUUCAUGGUGCCAUUGCUUUAACAACUUCCAACCAUUGCUAUAUAGUCCAAAUUACAGAUAAAUCUUUUAGAAAACCAAUGAAUUUUGUUCUUUAGAUUUGUCAUUAUGUAUAAAAUGAAGCUAUUGGUAAGGAUGGCUGGAAGUUGUUUUUAAGCUGUAAAUAUAUAUUUUAAAAGCACUUUCUAUUUUUAAAAUUAACUUGAAAUAGUAUAGUCUAAGGAUCAUAUUGUCUAAGGUUUGUGCAUACUCUACAGAAGUGAUUUUAUUCUUGCUGUGUAGAGUUCCGUGUUGUUACAGCUGCAGGAUGUGUGCUCACAGCAAAUGUGGUUGGUUUGAACUUGCCCUUUUUCAUUGAAGAUUUUGUGUUGCAUUUAAACAACAGUUAUCAAUUACAGAACCUUUUUAUUCCUUUCGAGAGAGUGUACAAAGGUGAACCCAGGAGAUGUCUGGUCAGUACAUGUGUUGCUAUUGGGAGAAAUGAACAUGGUUUGCUUUUUUUAAAGGCAGCAUUUUAUUAUGGUUUCUUUGAGCAAUAACUGUGUAAGUCUCAUUCCUUUGGAGCAUUCUAAGUUAACAUGACAACCAAAUGUUCUUAAUGCCUCAGGGGUAGGAUUGUUUUGGGAUAAA